Molecule: messenger RNA, 5703 nt
Organism: Xyrauchen texanus (razorback sucker)
Lineage: Eukaryota; Metazoa; Chordata; Actinopteri; Cypriniformes; Catostomidae
Gene: scyl2
Product: SCY1 like pseudokinase 2
Exons: 18
Coding region: 148-2931 (927 amino acids)
Biological process (GO): protein phosphorylation
Molecular function (GO): ATP binding; protein kinase activity
Source: RefSeq, a predicted model, not a curated record
GUUUCCUCCGGCUUCACACAGCGGAAUCUCAGGCGUUGUGCUGAAGUGUCAUGAAGGCUGUUAGCCGCCGCCACUGACGCUCCUCAAUACUGUAUUAUAUUACUUUUAUCUCGCUGUCACCUCAUCUGGCAUAAAGCCAGUGAAAUCAUGGAAUCCAUGCUCAAUAAACUGAAGAGCACCGUCACCAAGGUGGCAGGUGAUAUGACCAGCGCUGUCAUGGGUAACCCCGUCACACGGGAGUUUGAGGUGGGCCGUCAUAUCUCCAGUGGGGGUCCUGGAAUGUGCUGGAGGAUCUACAACGGCACGAAAAAAUCCACCAAACAGGAAGUGGCAGUCUUUGUGUUUGAUAAGAAGCUCAUUGACCGCUAUCAGAAGUUUGAGAAGGAUCAAAUCAUCGAUUCGCUCAAGAGAGGAAUCCAGCAACUGACCCGGUUACGACAUCCACGCCUGCUCACCGUCCAGCAUCCACUUGAGGAGUCCAGAGACUGUCUAGCAUUCUGCACAGAGCCUGUGUUUGCUAGUCUAGCUAAUGUGCUUGGCAACUGGGACAAUCUUCCAAGCCCCGUUCCCACAGACAUCAAAGAAUAUAAUCUCUACGACGUUGAGACCAAGUACGGCUUACUGCAGAUCUCAGAGGGUUUGUCUUUCCUCCACAGUGGGGUGAAGAUGGUUCAUAGUAACUUGUGUCCAGAGAACAUAAUCUUGAAUAAGAGCGGAGCCUGGAAGAUCAUGGGCUUUGACUUCAGCAUCUCGUCUAGUAACCCUUCUGACGCUGAACCCAAGUAUGUUUGUAAAGAGUGGGACCCCAAUCUACCACCUCUCUGCCUGCGUAACCCUGAGUAUGUCGCCCCUGAGUACAUCCUGUCUGUCAGCUGCGAUGCGACCUCUGACAUGUAUUCGCUGGGUGUGCUAUUCCAUGCCAUGUUUAAUGAAGGGAAGCCGGUCUUUCAGGUCAACAAGCAGGACAUAUUCAAGAGCUUCAGCCGACAUCUCGACCAGCUGACACAUUUGAAUCCAGGAGUGUUAAGCAAGGUCCCAGAGGAGGUGAGGGAACAUGUAAAAAUGUUGCUUAGCGUCACGUCCAACGUGCGUCCUGAUGCUGAUCAGAUGACAAAGAUUCCCUUCUUCGAUGAUGUAGGAGCGAUGACUCUUCAGUACUUCGACUCCCUUAUCCAGCAGGACAACUUGCAGAAGUCUCAGUUCUACAAAGGCCUGCCCAAAGUUUUGCCCAAGCUGCCUAAGAGAGUGGUAAUAUACCGAAUCCUGCCGGCACUCAUGUCUGAGUUUGUGAAUCCUGAUAUGGUUCCGUUUGUCCUUCCAAACGUGCUGCUCAUCGCUGAAGAGUGCACAAAAGAAGAAUACAUCCGCCUCGUGCUCCCAGACCUCACCCCUGUCUUUAAACAGCAGGAGCCUGUGCAGAUCCUGCUGAUAUUCCUACAAAAGAUGGAUCUACUACUGACCAAAACCCCUCCUGAAGAUAUCAAGAACAGUGUUCUGCCCAUGGUGUAUAGAGCUAUGGAGGCUCCUUCUACUCAAAUACAGGAGCUUUGUCUGAAUAUCAUUCCCACGUUUGCCAAUCUGAUCGAGUAUCCCUCCAUGAAGAAUGCACUCAUUCCACGGAUCAAAUCUGCCUGUUUACAAACCUCCUCGCUAGCGGUGAGGGUGAACUCUCUGGUGUGCCUAGGCAAAAUUCUGGAAUAUCUGGAUAAAUGGUUCGUCAUUGAUGAAAUUCUACCAUUCCUGCAACAGAUUCCAUCCAGAGAGCCUGCUGUGCUCAUGGGUGUUCUGGGCAUCUAUAAGUGCACUUUCACCCACAAGAAACUGGGCAUCCCUAAAGAGCACCUUGCUGGAAAGAGUUUACCUCAUCUGGUAUCACUCAGUAUUGAUAACAACCUUAACCUUAACCAGUUUAACUCUUUCAUGGCUGUGAUCAGGGACAUGUUGAGUCGCAUGGAGGCCGAGCACAAGACCAAACUAGAGCAGCUGCACAUCAUACAGGAACAACAGAGGAGUUUAAACAUUACAAACCAUAUGAACCAAGCAGAGGAGACUAAGAGCACCCCCAGUCCGGCCACACAAGUCAGAGAAAUUGAUGACAUUUUUGGUGGCAGUUCAGGAAGUGCAGGUGUGAAUAGUAAAGAGAAUGGUUCCUCCUCUUCAACUGUUUCUCAGCCCUCAAGAGUGUCUCUUACCUUGGAGGAAAAGCAGCGUUUGGCUAAAGAGCAGGAACAGGCUGCUAAACUGAGAAGCCAGCAGCCUUUGGCUCCACAGAGCAUUAAACCAGCAGCAACAACACAACAGGCAAAAGAUCUGACCAGCAGUCUUCUGAACAGCAUGACCUCUUUGAACAACCUUUCGUUGAACUCUGGGCCCAGGACGAUGCCCAUGCAGGGGGGCGCAAUCUCCACCUUCCCUUCAGGACCCUCCAUGGGUGGAAUGGGCACCAUGGGCUCCAUCAGCAACAGCUUCAACUCGCCCAUGGGCUUCCAGACAGGGGGUUUGGGGAUGGGCAUGAGACCUACCAAUCCUGGUCUCUAUGGAGGCAUGGCCACCACUACGAGUGUUCCAAAUUUCAGUGCCCUGACCCAAAACCAGUCCAACAAGCCCUCUGAUAUUUCCGCCCUAGACUCCCUCUUCACCCCUAACAAACCCAAAGUAAGCCUGAACCAAAUGGCCCCCAAACUGACCUCAGGAACCACUGCACCUUCCCCAUGGCUCAGCCAGUUUGGUACGGGCCAGCCUUCCCAGACUGCACCCAUGCAGGCAGCUCCGAUGGGAAUGGCAGGGGUCCAGGGUGGGUUUGGGAUGCAGGCAAACCCUUUCUUCAACCCGCAGAACUUCUCGCAACCUGUUGCCACUCCAGCAGUGAACACUGGAAUGAUGAAACAAAGUGCUUCAGUUAACAAUGACCUUAAAGACCUCUUUGGUUAAAACGUUUGGCUCUUGUUUUGGUUUUUACUCCAUUAGGAAUCAGCAGCGACAGUGACUGUUAAAAUUGGGUGGGAAGGUUGGACGUGGUAUCUCUUCUUGAAAGAGUGUUUAAAAUAGUUUUUCUGACUUGUUUUGUCUAUUUUAGCGCUUAUCAUGGUGCACCCUUUGCAAACAGUCGACUUAUCUCCUGGUGUAAAUCAAAAGGACCGAACAACACACCAUCACGUUUCUAAGAGAAGCUUGUGCUCUACCCAUUGGGGCUUCUGUCAGUGGAUCAUAAUGCUGUAUGGCUUGAGAAACAUACCACAACUUCCACAGGCAUACUGUGGAGUAUUAAAAAUAGAUGUUUAGUUACCAAGACUUGCGCACUUUUGAUUUUGCUUUCUUUUUCCUUUUCCUCACGUUCACUCCUUGCCUUGAACUUCCACUUUCAAAACAAAUGGCGACAUCAUCAACAGGAUUUGCUGUUUUGCUGUUUGUUUCCCGAUAAAGGAUGUCUCUCAAUUGCUCUUUCAACUCUGAGCUAAAAUGCUCACCCUGUAAGCAAGGAAGAGGUGGAAGCUGGUGAGGUCCACAGUAAUGACCUAAAUAAAUGAAUGUAUUAUUUGUUUGUUGAUGCAUAUAUAAUGUAACUGGUGAUUAUUGUUUGAGGUCCACACUGAUAUACUUGUACACUGAAGUAAAAGCUUCUUAGGCGAAUCUCACAAAGAAAUGUCUAAGUCAUAUUUUACAUCAAAAUGAAAAGAAACAUUUAGGAAAUUAUAUUUUUCAUAAAAAAACAAAGCCUGUUUUAGCAGGAUUAUUAUCAUGACAGUUAAGCACAUUUCCUCCCCAAAUUCUCAUUAUCGUAAUGUGAAAAAACAACAUAUUCUCAUUACCGUAAUGUGAAAAAACAACAUAUGCUCAUUAACGUAAUGUGAAAAAACAACAUAUUCUCAUUACUGUAAUGUGAGAAAAAAAACAACAUAUUCUCAUUACCGUAAUGUGAGAAAAAAAACAACAUAUUCUCAUUACCGUAAUGUGAAAAAAACAACAUAUUCUCAUUACAGUAAUGUGAAAAUUUCAUACUUUAUUGUAAUGCAAAAAAAUCUCAUUGUCAUUAGAGUAAUGCAAAAAGUUUUAUUCUCAUUUAGGUCUCAUAAGGCGAUGUAAUUGGAUAUCGACAAUAUCUUACAGAUCCUGAUGCCGAUUGUGACACUCAAUUGACACACGAUGAUCGACAAUAUUUAGAAAUGGCAAGACCAUGGAUCUGGGAAGUCAGCAAAUAUAUUAAACGAUAGCCUAGGGUGUGAAACUAGCACCCACCAAAGGUGUCAAGGGUGAAUCCAGUUCGCAAGCUCCUCGUCCAAAUGUAUUUAAUAUUUCAUGGUAAUUUUGCUCAUCUACCCUCGACGUCUCGGAGUGACACAUGACAAGAAAUUCUGUUAGUCACAAAGACACGCGCUUGAAGAAACACACUUUAUUAUUAAGAACAGACAAAUGAAAUGCCGUCAAUGCUCGUGUCUGAUUCGUUGUUUGUUCAGAGGUGGGCAGCACAAGCCUGUCAUGUGAAACAAGCACAUUUAAAGAGUUUUCACUCUUUUUUUUUUUUCUGUUUCAUUCAUCUGAAAACUAUUUGCAAGAAUAAUGUCGUCUAUGAGAAUGCUGCAAAUUAUCUUUGAUGAUCUCAGGAUGUGCUGUGGGUUUAGUUUACUUUAUUUCCAUGGAGAAGUUCACGGUGUAACAUACAUUGUGAACGCAGCUCUGCUGGUUCAGUAAUAAAUAUCUUUCUAUUAAAGAAAAAAAGACGGAAGUGAUUAAAUCAUAAAAUAAUAAAAGACACGUUCACUUUAGUGUAUGUAUUAAGUGUAUAGUAUCAAAUACCAUUUUGUAUAAAUACUUUAUAGUUUAAAUUAAAUGUGCUUAAUUGUAAUUCAAAUGUAACUAUGUAGAAACAAAUCUCCCAAAAAUAAUUUUCCUAAUGCAAAAUAUAAUUUAUUUUCUCUCUCUUGGUUUUGGGCUGGAAUAUGAUGGAAAUGUUUUUGAAAGGUUCACCCUCUGAUGAAAGGACACUGCCUUCAUACUGAAGUGACCGUACUAACUGUAGUAGAAGUGAAAACUUUAGUGCUUCAGACAUUUUAAAAUGAGUCCGUGUUUCAUUGGCUGGUAAUGGCUACUGUAUGACACAAUUCCUGUGUUUGUCCACCUUUCAGUUUCUGUCGUUACUUUCUGCAUUGUGUUUGUUAUAAUUUUGUGUUGCUUGGAAGUUACUGCCACAUUCGCUCCACUGUUUUUUGUUUUUGGCUUUUAUCAUUAUCACUGCAAGAUAUGAGCAGUUUCUUGCUGUGGGGAGUGACCAACCAAACAUAUUAUUCUAUAUCAUGACCAAAAAUAUAGCUGCAACACAGCAAGUCACCAAAAUGUGUAUUGUUUCUAUAAACCAUAUGUACUAAAUGUACAUUAUAUAGAGGUGAACUGCCACUGGAGUUUUUUUAAGUACUGUUGCAAGUUAAACAACUUCUUGAAGAGGACAUUUCAUAUUCCGACUGGUUUUAUUUAAAGGGAAUGUGUUUCCUAGUCUUCUGAAUGAGAGGCCUUAUGUUGAGAGUUGUGCAAUAACAUGUCUGUUAUGGGGAUUGUGAAAAUGACUCGCUGUAUGAGUGUUUCACUACAUGCAGUUUUCAAAUAGUUUAAAUUAAUGUAGAUAAAUAUCUGGGUUCGUAUAAAUUAAAAGAAAUGUGAACUGGAUUGUAAGAUGGUGGUUUUUGAAAUCAAAUAAAUUGAUUAUUUCAA